GAAGAAGAGCCGGAAGCCGUGGUGUUUACGUUUCAAAAGCCCCCGAAACGUAUGGACGGCCUCGCGAAAGCGGUGCAGCCGUUGUGUUUCCGCGCGGACAUGGCGCGGCACUGAAUGAAACAGCUCCGCUUUCGCCGGCAUUUCCGGGCCGACUGCGAGCGCGCGCCCGAAACCGAUGGGAUUGUUGAGCGGCGGGGAAGCAGAGAGGCGGGAAGAGCGAGCGAAACGUCGAAGCGGUUCGUGAGACUGACUGACUGACUCGAGCGGCUCGGAUUUUUAUUAUAUCUCCGCCUUUUUUUUCAGCGGAAUACGGCGCUGAUUAAGUAAGACAUACGAUACGCUCAUGGAGGACCAAAAGGAGAACAUCUGUGUGGAAGACGCCGACAAGAAGAAGUCGUGUGCUGAGUCCGAGAAGGAAGAGAAGCCGCGUCAGGUCAAGCCGUGCGGCCCCGAAGGUGACAGCGAAACCCCCAGCCCGUCCGUCAGGAGCGAGUUCAGCGACCCGGUGUACAAAGAGAUCGCCCUGGCUAACGGACACAUCAACCGUAUGACGAGGGAUGAGCUCCGGGGCAAGCUGGCAGAGUUAAAACUGGAUACCAGGGGCGUGAAGGAUGUGCUGAAGAAGCGGUUGAAGAGCUAUUACAAGAAACAAAAGCUGCUGCAUUCAGCAGAGAGCGGGGAAACGGACACAUACUAUGACUACAUCUGCGUGGUGGACUUUGAAGCAACUUGUGAGGAGAACAACCCACCUGACUUCCUGCAUGAGAUCAUAGAGUUCCCCAUAGUGCUGAUCAACACACACACGAUGGAGAUUGAGGACACAUUCCAGGAGUAUGUGCGGCCAGUGCUGAACACGCAGUUGUCUGACUUCUGCAUAAAGCUGACUGGGAUAUCCCAGGAAACUGUAGAUAAGGCAGACCCUUUCCCUGAUGUCCUUCAGAGAGCUGUAUUGUGGCUUCAGGAAAAGGAGCUUGGAAUAAAGCACAAAUAUGCUGUCCUUACAGAUGGGUCUUGGGACAUGAGCAAGUUCCUUAACAUUCAGUGUCGCGUGAGCCAAAUCCGGUACCCCCAGUUUGCCAAGAAGUGGAUCAACAUCCGCAAGUCUUAUGGGAACUUCUACAAGGUUCCCCGGAUGCAGACCAAGCUUAGCAGCAUGCUGGAGAAUUUGGGCUUACAAUACGAGGGCCGCCCUCACUGCGGUCUAGAUGACUCGUGCAAUAUUGCACGCAUUGCCUUGCGCAUGCUGCAGGAUGGCUGCCAACUGCGGGUCAACGAGCGUAUGCACGCUGGCCAGUUGCUCAGUGUACCCAGCUCUGCCCCUGUGGAAGGAGCCCCACCUCCAUUUAAUCCACACAGUAGAAACUAACUGUGCCCACUGCCAUUCCCUCCAGAAUCUACUCUGGUAAAAUCAGGAACAGAAAUAUUUUGCCUUAAAGAGUGAGGAGUAGGAUUUGACAUUGGUUGAUUAAUACAUUUUCUCUUCAGCUGUUUUUAUCCAUUUGUCUAUUUUUCACCACAUGGUAAUUAUCCACCCCCCAUCCUCCAGGACUGUACUAGGGACUUGCCCUGUGCAAAUGUAAAUGGCAUGUAAUUGAUUGAUUGACAUGAUUGAGUGAGACAGUGGGCCAAACUUUAGAUUAAAAGUCUUAUGUUUUAAUGAUGGUUUGUAAUGUUUUCAGACAUUGGCAGCAAAAAUGAACACAUUUGGUUCAAAAGCAGUUGUAUUUGCAAGUGAACUUUUUGUGUAUAAGACCAAUUGCUGCUGGCUGUUUUACUUAUUUUCAAAACACAGUAAAAAAAAAAUUAACUUGAAUUGACACACUGUAGCAGUACAAACUGUUGACAGUGUGACUUUAUGCAACCUGAAGUAUGACAAGAGUAGAGGACCCCCCCCCGAGGCACUUUCCUUUGCCUUGUGCUCAGCUUCGCUACUGGGCCACAUCGUGAUGCAUGUAGUAUCCUUUGGAAUUCAGGACUUGCAGUGGAACUGACAGACUCAGCUUCCAGAUGUCAUUGUAGAGUGAAUCUCUCCAUCACUUGUUUGAAGAGCGGUGCUUUCCAGUAGGAGCAAACUGUUUCUACCUCCUGUCAAAAUAACCAGAUAGUAUGUUAUAGUGUAAUUUGGAAACCUAAAUGCAGGAUGUAUAAAAUUACUUUUCAGACUCCAAGAAAAUUAAGUAGAGCAGGACAAUAUGGAGGAGCUCUUCAUGUUCAAAAGAAGACACAGGACACUUUAGUUGUGUGUGGAACUUUGGGUAAUAUAUUUAGGCAACAUCAUCUUGCUAGAAGGGUUAAUGCUGUUUGGAUAAUACAAGGACAGAGAGGCCCCAACAGGUGCAAGUUCAAACUUUGUGUUCUGCAGAUGACGGCAGGUCGAAACUGGGUCAGGGUCAGGAUGUAAACAACUCCAUGGUCUACCUGCUGCUUGUCAGCGUUGGUACAGUUUGCAAUAUAUCAGGUGUGACUUAUAGUUUCUGGGUUAAAACAGCAGAGCACAGUCCUGGAAUUUACAUUUAUUCA
This is a messenger RNA of Scleropages formosus (Asian bonytongue), 2520 nucleotides long. It is a transcript of the gene eri1, whose product is annotated as exoribonuclease 1. Lineage: Eukaryota; Metazoa; Chordata; Actinopteri; Osteoglossiformes; Osteoglossidae. The record is from RefSeq and is a predicted model, not a curated record. Gene Ontology annotation, molecular function: 3'-5'-RNA exonuclease activity; nucleic acid binding. The transcript has 7 exons. Gene Ontology annotation, cellular component: cytoplasm; nucleolus. The coding region runs from base 344 to 1366 and encodes 340 amino acids.